This is a messenger RNA of Ceratina calcarata, 1767 nucleotides long. RefSeq lists its product as uncharacterized. The transcript is spliced from 4 exons. NCBI's taxonomy places the organism in Eukaryota, Metazoa, Arthropoda, Insecta, Hymenoptera, Apidae. The coding region runs from base 272 to 1381 and encodes 369 amino acids. The record is from RefSeq and is a predicted model, not a curated record.
GAAAGUUCGGAAAACGGUUUCGAAGGGCUGGUGCGGUUAAAAGGGUAGUCUCUUGAAAAUUUACACCGCAAAACGAUGAAAGCGUCGUUAACCACCGGGCCGGAGAUAAAGCCGUAAGAGAAGCAUUAGACGUCGACGGGAUAAGUAAAUUUCGUUGCCGCAAAAAAAUAUCGUUUCGUACGCUGAGAACUUUUUCCAUGACGUUCAUGGAAGAUCGAAGAAUGAAAGGAAAUUUAAAGAUGAAACCGGAUAAAAGACGUGCGAGGAUAAAAUGUACGUAAGUACAUAUGUACGAGAGCAAAUGUCUGCUGAAGGGGAAGGGACAGCAUUUUUCUUUUUUUUUAUCCGAGUCGAUCUCGUCGAAGAGCUUUCAAAGGAGGCGAACGCCCACGGUGCCACUCCGAAGAACGAAGAGAUUAAUGCCGUCCCUGUCAGGGCUGCACCAGUGCACUCCGACUUGCCACUUACAAGGAUACUUAAUCGAUGCAUUUAUCUGGACGCACUAUCCUCCUCUGCAGGAAAGGAUUCAUUAUCGACGCAAGCCUCGCGGUCGCUUUCCACGAAGCCGGAAAAAACUUUUGUUCACCGGGGUUCUCCGCUCGGAAAAUUGAAACAGUUAACUCUCUCGCGAAGGGGAGUUCGAAACGAACUCCGUAAACUUUUACGUAUUUUUAAUAAGUGCCGAGCAUUGUAUAGAAAUACGUUCCGAACGAACGCUUUUAGAGUUCCAGUAAGAGCGACGGGGCAAGUUUUACUGGGCGAGGUAGCCGUUCAAGACGAGACCGGGAAUGAAAUAACGACGGACGAACCGGUGCCUAAGAAGUGCGUCGCGGACGACGUCACGUACGCUCACGGCCAGACGAUACCGUCGUACGACUCGAAUUCUCAUUGUCUCUGCGUCGACGGCGAGGUAUAUUGUUGGUGGCAGAAUUACAAUCCGAGCAGCACCGAUCCCUCGACCGGCCCCUCUUACCUACCAUCGACGACGAUAGAAAGUAAUUACACGCCGUCGCUCGAGGGUAGCACGGAUGCCGUCGACAGUUUGGAAGCUUCCGGUGAUCCGGCGGAGGAGCAGCCCUCCCCGGUCGAGCAGCAACAGGGAUACGUGGAGAUUAACGCGACCUACUCGACUACGUCGCAGCCACCGCCGACUACGUGCCUCGUAAUGGGGAGGGAAUACCGCGAGGGCGAGUUGCUACCGCACUCGACCGGAAACUGCAUCGAGUGCAGCUGCGGGUCGGAGGGCCGGGUCGAGUGUUCGCCCCGAGACUGCGUAGCCCUGCGACCCGAGAUACCAGUGGCCCCGGAUAUACCGGACGCGCCGAACGAUUUCGAGGUGUUCAACCUGGCCAGGGACCGCGACAUCGACGAGAGCUUCUAAGGAAUCCGGUAAUCGUCGACGAAUUCCGGAGAAGCGUGUAACGCGACCUCCCAGAAUCGUGAUCUCCUCUCAGGUUUACAUUUAUUUUUAUCUCCUUUUUACUUUCAAACUCUUCUUCAUGAAAAUUGAUCGAAUGAGUUUCACUUGUCGUCGUUUUCUUUGACUUUCGUUGGAUGAAUUCGUUGAUCUGAAGCGACGGUGUCGUAAUCAAUCGGUGAUUUCUAAAUAGUCUUUAGUAAGAUAUCAAUAUCGAUACGUUGGUACAAAUAUUAUUUAAAACGACGUUACAGAGUCAACCGACUCGUUCAGAUAUUUUAAGAAACAUAUCAGUAUUUUAAUUGUACAUAUAGUUAGAGAGAAUAUGAUUUUAACAUCGAUCAAGGGAA